This is a messenger RNA of Silurus meridionalis, 914 nucleotides long. RefSeq names its product zinc finger protein 213-like. The coding region runs from base 111 to 881 and encodes 256 amino acids. Lineage: Eukaryota; Metazoa; Chordata; Actinopteri; Siluriformes; Siluridae. The transcript has a single exon. The record is from RefSeq and is a predicted model, not a curated record.
AGUAAUCCAAGCACAGGCGGAGGACCGGGCGGCAUUCUGGAGUGCUCUGAGCUCAAAGGAGGCUCCGGUGAAUCCCCCCCCGUCCGCCGCCUAUCAUCCCGCUGAUAAAGAUGGGCACACAGGACGAUGUGGAGGCUUUACUGAAGCUGUUUGAGCGUGUAGCGGUCGUUGGGGAAUGGACCGGGAUGGAGAGAGCUCUCCGCCUGCUGCCGCUUCUUUCCGGGGAAGCCCAGCUCGCUGCUCAGCAGCUGCCGGCCGAUCGUAUGCUGGAAUACGACGAUCUGAAGCGGGCGAUCCUCCAGCGAGUGGGGCGGACACCGGAGCAGCACCGACAGCGGCUUCGCGCGUUGACGCUGCGCGAGGUCGGCCGACCGUUCGCCUUCACCCACCAGCUUCGCAAUGCAUGCCGGAGAUGGCUGCGGGACGAGGACCGGAGCACGGACGAGGUUCUGGAUCGUGUGAUGUUGGAGCAGUUCAUCACCCGUCUUCCGCCGCGGACGGAGGAAUGGGUUCAGUGCCAGCGACCGGAGACCGUGGAGAAGGCGGUACAGUUGGCAGAGGACCACCUGGCGGCGUCCGCGGGGGCAGGCGGAUCCCCUGGGUCUCCGUCCGAAUCUCCUUCUUCCCUGUCCCCUGGCUCUUCUCUCUCUCCUCCCAUUCCCUUACCCUGGAAACGGGGGCCGAUUUCCCCGAAGCCGGUGGCUCGGCCGCGAGCUCCUCCCUCUUCCUUUUCCUCUUCCUCCCCUUCUGCUCUCGCUCACAGAUCUUUGCCUUUGACUCAACAGGUGGGGGAGACAGUCCGGGCAGGUGCGGAGCGGAAGCCUGGGCCGGUCUGUUCAGUGUCCCGUCAUAGAGUUGGGGGUGAUGGUCCAGAUUCCUGAGGCGCCACAGGCUGCCCCCGAUCAAGCAGGAAC